This is a messenger RNA of Carassius auratus (goldfish), 2959 nucleotides long. It is a transcript of the gene rhcgl1, whose product is annotated as Rh family, C glycoprotein, like 1. Gene Ontology annotation, molecular function: ammonium channel activity. Bases 60 to 1532 code for a protein of 490 amino acids. Gene Ontology annotation, biological process: ammonium homeostasis; ammonium transmembrane transport. NCBI's taxonomy places the organism in Eukaryota, Metazoa, Chordata, Actinopteri, Cypriniformes, Cyprinidae. The transcript has 11 exons. The record is from RefSeq and is a predicted model, not a curated record. Gene Ontology annotation, cellular component: plasma membrane.
GAUGUAAUGACACACCUCAAGACCGCACUAUAAAAACAAUAUAACAAAAGGGGAAUCACAUGUUCCUACUGAAAGCAACCGACCACUUCUCUUCAGGAAAAUUGGCAAGACUUAAAAUGGCCAAAAACACCAAUAUUCGAAUCAGUCUCCCAGCAGUCUGCUUUGUCUGGCAGAUUGCAAUGAUUAUCCUGUUUGGUGUGUUCAUCCGUUAUAAUGAGGAGUCUGACACUCACUGGAUCGAACACAGAAGAAGGAAAAAUAUUUCCACAAAUUCAGAGAAUGACUUUUACUAUAGAUAUCCAAGUUUUCAGGAUGUGCAUGUGAUGAUCUUCGUUGGUUUUGGAUUUCUAAUGACCUUUCUGAAGCGUUAUAGUUUUGGUGGAGUUGGCUUCAAUUUUCUCAUCGCAGCUUUUGGAAUUCAAUGGGCUCUGCUGAUGCAAGGCUGGUUUCAUUCCCUGGAUGAAAAUGAUGGAAAGAUAAAAAUUGGGGUUGAGAACCUUAUUAAUGCAGAUUUCUGUGUGGCCGGCUGUCUCAUUGCAUACGGCGCUUGCCUUGGAAAAGUUAGCCCAGUGCAGCUGAUGGUUCUUACUCUAUUUGGAGUCACCCUGUUUGCUGUUGAGGAGUACAUCAUUCUUGAACUCCUACAUGCAAAAGAUCCUGGUGGUUCCAUGGUCAUCCACACUUUUGGAGCAUAUUAUGGUUUGACCAUAUCUUGGGUCUUAUAUCGACCAAUGCUAUCGCAAAGCAAACCUUUACAAGGAUCUGUUUACCACUCUGAUGUGUUUGCAAUGAUUGGCACUCUCUUUCUUUGGCUGUACUGGCCUAGUUUUAAUUCUGCUAUUGCAGAUCAUGGAGAUGGCCAGCACAGAGCUGUUAUAAAUACCUACCUCGCACUUGCGUCCUCAGUUCUCACUACCUUUGCCAUUUCAAGUAUCUCACAGAAACAUGGAAAGUUUGACAUGGUACAUAUUCAGAAUGCUACCUUGGCUGGUGGUGUUGCAAUGGGAACAGCGUCAGAGUUCAUGAUUACCCCUUACGGCUCUCUGAUAGUGGGAUUCUGCUCAGGCAUCAUUUCCACAUUUGGAUAUCUCUUUCUGACUCCUUUUAUGGAAAAAACUCUCAAGAUACAAGACACUUGUGGAAUACAUAACCUACAUGCAAUGCCUGGAGUUAUAGGUGGUAUUGUUGGAGCAAUUACUGCAGCUUCCGCCAGUGAAUUAGUUUAUGGAAAAGAAGGGCUGAUUAAUACUUUCGACUUUAAGGAAGCUGUUGCUAACAGGACAGUCAACAUUCAGGGUGGUUACCAGGCAGCUGGUCUUUUUGUGGCAAUAGCAUUUGGCCUUGUAGGUGGAGCUUUGGUUGGUGGCAUAUUAAAGCUGCCAAUCUGGGGAGACCCAGCAGAUGCCAAUUGCUUUGAUGAUGAAGUUUACUGGGAGGUUCCUGAAGAUGAGGAUGAGAAUAUUCUCUCUAGACAGCCAAACUUGAACCAGACAAGAGACAUGCCAGAUGCAUAUCAACGGAGUCAUGUGUAAGAAAAAGAAAAAGAAAACACCCUGAAAAACUUCACUUCCUGCAGAACUUCAGCUGUGAAUGAUGUUUGAAUAAGAAUUAAGAAGCGUUUACAGAUUGAGACUAGAUAAAUAACUCAAUGGAAAUUUUUAAGUCUGUCAUGUGCUUUGGGUUGUACAAUGUCAUAAUCCUAAAGCAAUUUGUCUGAAGCACCUGACUAACCAGUGUUGCCACUGCUACUUCCAAAAAAAACGAAUCCAAACAUGUUUAUUUUCUUUUUUAAAUGCUUUAUAUUCCUACACCAAUGCUCUGAAACUUUCUUAUCUUUCUUUGCAGUCUAACUAUAUACUGUAUAUCAGUUUAAUAUUAAUUGCAUUUUCUUUUUGCAUUACUAUAAUAAUGAAUUUACAGAAAAAUACAAGGUUGACUUUAUUAAGCUAUAGCAUACAUGAAAAGUUAACUACCCAUGUUAUUUAACCUCCCUAAUAUAGUCAAGGUUUUUUUUUUUUUUUUUUUUUUUUAUCAUAUAUCAGUUUAGUUGUUUUUUGAGCACUGAAGGACUUUGACUCUACAAUGUGAUUGGCUUUGACAGGUGAAUUUGCAUAUUUGCCUGUGGCCUUUAUUUAAAGGAACACUCCGUGAGCAAAUAAACUUCCUACUGUCAUGAAUGUUGAGAGCUACAUAUUCAUCAAAACUGUUUGUUCAAAAGUCCAGUUCAUUAAAAUAAUAAGUAAUCAUUCCCAUUAGAUAGCAUCAGAUCAGUCUUGGAAUCAUUCUUUGCAUUUAUUGUCACUAAAAUCGUUGUCUACAUACAUGGAUAGUCUCUUGUUGUCUUCCCUUGUCUUUGUUAACAAUUAACAUUUCUAGCAUUGGCAAAAAAAAAGUAACUAGUUGGCUUUUUAUUUUAUUUUUUUACACACCAGAAAAAUGAAUGUUUAUGGAUCAAAUUAGGGAUGGUGCAAAAACAAGCAAACAAAAAAAUCAUUGCAGAGCAUAAAACUGAGAAAAGAGAACAGACUCUGUGGAACAUAUUAGCUACACAGCUGGUGUUUUUUGCACUAAUUGACCUAAACUUUUUGCCUAAAAGGAAGCGCUUGGAAAAGUGGUAGCUAGGGUGGGAGGAGGUAACAAGUGAGGCAGCCUUUUCAGCCGCAGACUUUUCGAUUUAUAGUUGUACAUUGGACACAAAUGCUCUGUGCAGACUAGAUAAUGUUUUGAUGUCUGCCUUUGAAAUUGACCGACACAGCUUCAAACUAAAUCCAAAAUGACUGCCCUAAGAUGUUUUCAUAAUUAAAUAAAAAUAUUGCAAGCAAUCGUAACAGACAUUAAAAUAGGUUAUAGGCUACAUGUUAUUUUACAAUAACAUUGUUGUUUUUAAACAGUUCACCCAAAAAUGAAAAUUUUGUACGUAAUGUAAUCAGUGUUUUGUUGCUGUUUUUUUUUUUUUUUU